GCGGUGUAGGAGAAGGCAGUGUCAGUGAUGUGGCCGUACCUCGCGGUGGCUGGGCUCGCCACAGCGUGUUAUACCAACGCCUUGUACGGCGAGUUUGUGCAUGAUGACGUGGUCGCCGUCAGUCGCAACCCUGAUGUCUUGGGCUCGUCCAGUGUCUAUCAGCUGCUGAGGAACGACUUCUGGGGCACGCCUCUCGUCGACCCUCGCAGUCACAAGUCUUACCGCCCUCUCACUACUCUCACAUUCAGACUCAACUACUGGCUGUGUGGACUCCAGCCAGCCUCAUACCAUGGUCUCAACCUUGCGCUGCAUGUGACCUGCUGUCUGCUGUUUACCAGAGCGGCGCUGGUCGUGGCUGACUCAACUACUGGCUGUGUGGGCUCCAGCCAGCCUCAUACCAUGGUCUCAACCUUGCGCUGCAUGUGGCCUGCUGUCUGCUGUUUACCAGAGCGGCUCUGGUCGUGGCUGGUCUGCAGGCAGGAUUCGCCACAGUCGCUGGUCUAUUAA
Molecule: messenger RNA, 507 nt
Organism: Macrosteles quadrilineatus (aster leafhopper)
Lineage: Eukaryota; Metazoa; Arthropoda; Insecta; Hemiptera; Cicadellidae
Product: protein O-mannosyl-transferase TMTC3-like
Exons: 3
Coding region: 28-507 (159 amino acids)
Biological process (GO): protein O-linked glycosylation via mannose
Cellular component (GO): endoplasmic reticulum membrane
Molecular function (GO): mannosyltransferase activity
Source: RefSeq, a predicted model, not a curated record